UCAGAUGUUAUGCCUGCUGUUCCUGACCCUUCCCCUCCUGGGGAGUUCAAUCCCUCUGAUUCAAGACAGGGAACAAGUUGGCAUUGUUGGAGGCCAGGAAGCUACAAAGGGGAUGUGGCUCUGGCAGGUCAGUCUCAGGAUUUUUGACGGUCUGUACUGGAUGCACUUCUGUGGUGGCUCCCUCAUCCACCCCCAAUGGAUACUGACAGCUGCCCACUGCUUUGGCACCAUUCCAAGGGAGCCUUCACUAUUUAGGAUCCAACUGAGAGAACAGCACCUUUAUUAUGAGGACAAACUACUGCCCCUGUCAAAGAUUAUUAUUCAUCCCAACUACACUUUUGUUAAUCGGGGUUGGGAUAUCGCUCUGCUGAAACUGAAGAACCCUGUGGAGCUGUCCAGUCAUAUCAAGCUUAUUAGUCUUCCUAAUGCCACAGAGACAUUCCCCUUGGAUUCGGAGUGCUGGGUAACUGGCUGGGGGGAUCUUAAUUCUGGAGUACACUUGCCCCCACCCUACACCCUGAGGCAGGUGAAAGUGCCUUUGUUGGAUACACAUUAUUGUGAUGAAGAGUACCACAAGGGAACACGCACUAGCUCGGAUAUGAAGAUAAUUAAGGAUAACUUUCUAUGUGCUGGCAAAACCCAAGUAGACUCCUGUCAGGGUGACUCUGGGGGCCCUCUGGUCUGCAAAGUUGGGGACUCCUGGAAGCAGGCUGGGGUGGUCAGUUGGGGAUUAGGCUGUGGCAUUGCCCACAGACCUGGCCUCUACACACGUGUCUCAAGCUUCGUGGGUUGGAUCAACGAGCAUAUUUUCCCAUGCUUCCCUACAAGCCCAAUUAAUGUCUAAUCCCAGACAGUCCCAUUAAGUCAUCCCAGUUCCUAUACUUCCCUGUCUCUUUGACCCUGUGUCUUUCUGAGCCUUUUCUCCUUGAAGCUUCCUUCUCCAAAUCACAGUCUCCUCUUUGAUUGCCUCAGAAGCUUCCCAGUCCUAGACACAUGGGGUCUACUUUCCUGCUCUUUCCAUGACUCCCUCUGUGACUCUGGACAAGUCCUUUCAUGUGUCCUUCAGUUUCAUCCUCUGAAAAAAUGUGUUGAGAGUGUGAUCAGUUUUCUGGGGUUCUGUCCUCCUGCGAGUCACUCCUAUGAGUGGUCUUGUAGAGGUUGAUGGAUGGGGCAAGAAAGAAAGAGGGGAAAUGGGUUCCUUUAUAUGCAUCUCAUUAAACUGUCUGCAAACCCA
Messenger RNA from Antechinus flavipes (yellow-footed antechinus), 1234 nucleotides. RefSeq names its product tryptase beta-2-like. NCBI's taxonomy places the organism in Eukaryota, Metazoa, Chordata, Mammalia, Dasyuromorphia, Dasyuridae. The record is from RefSeq and is a predicted model, not a curated record. Gene Ontology annotation, molecular function: serine-type endopeptidase activity. The transcript is spliced from 5 exons. The coding region runs from base 5 to 844 and encodes 279 amino acids. Gene Ontology annotation, biological process: proteolysis.